Messenger RNA from Trypanosoma theileri, 2028 nucleotides. RefSeq lists its product as uncharacterized. Gene Ontology annotation, biological process: protein homooligomerization. Gene Ontology annotation, molecular function: protein binding. The record is from RefSeq and is a predicted model, not a curated record. The transcript has a single exon. NCBI's taxonomy places the organism in Eukaryota, Euglenozoa, Kinetoplastea, Trypanosomatida, Trypanosomatidae. Bases 1 to 2028 code for a protein of 675 amino acids.
AUGUACUUAGAUCCCAACAAUCUCGAAGAUCAGCGUGCUUGUGGGAUAGACGCCAAUCAUAAUAACAAGGAGACGAAUAUUGAUCGUGUUAGUAAGACCUCUGAGUACAGCAUUCUUCCACGUAGACGAGAAUGGGUAAAACUUAAUGUAGGUGGGGUAUAUUUUACAACCACUAUAUCCACACUCUGUGCCGAUCGUGAUAGUUUGCUUCCCCUCCUCAUUAGUAAUGAACUAGAUCAGAUGACUCCUGUUGACAGGGACUCUGAGUGUGCCAUUCUGUUAGAUGUUGAUCCGGUGUAUUUCCGGCCCAUUCUGAAUUACCUGCGGCACCGUGUGCUUGUCAUUCCUCCUGGUGUUCCCGCUGCGGGUGUGUUGGCCGUUGCGGAGUAUCUUAACUUGCAGGGUGUCGUGCGACAACUCACCCCAGCGCGGCAUUCACGACGACAACUUCUCUACAGUUGGGGAUCCGGUGCCUCUGGUGAGUUGGGCACGCAGUGUUUCCAGAACAGCAGUGUACCCACACCAGCCCCCAUCACACCGUUUGGAGUGCGUGUGGUGGAUGUGGCACUUGGCGCCAAUUACAGUUGCACUCUCACAGACGAUGGCAACAUCUACACUUUUGGUAAUGGCGACUGGGGCCAAUUAGGCCUUGGCAGUCAGCGUGAUCUGGAUGAACAUCCCGACGACAAGUCGGCUGUUGUGAUCGUACCGCAUCGUAUUCCGUUGUUUGAGCAGCAUCCGGCGGUGCACGUGGCGGCGGGCUACGCCUACGCGAUGGCCCUCACCGCCGAUCAUCACGUGUACUUUUGGGGAAACAACAAUCACGGACAGAGCGGUCUGGGCCCGAGUCACUUUGAUCACGCCACGCGGAAGGUGGAAACACCAACACUCGUCGCCACACUCGAGGGACGCCGCAUUGUGCAACUCGGCUGCGGUAGUUUCUUCAGUCUCGCACUCGGCGAGGACGGCACACUGUACAGUUGGGGAUUGCUGGAGUGUCUGGGCCUUGGCACGUUGGAGGAAGUACGGGCGAGAGUAGGCGAUCCCAGCGUGAUUGGCGAGUCUCUCAGUGCAGAGAAACGCACGGUAGUACUUGUCCCACAGGUGGUGCGUGUGGAAACAAAACACAAACUCGUGCGGGUGCAUGCGGGGCAGUGGCACAGUGGUGCGAUUAACGCCGCUGGUGAACUCUUCACAUGGGGUGUGGGUUAUCAAGGCCGCCUUGGGCACGGGAAUAAAGAGCCAGCGCUGGUGCCUCGUAUGGUGCGUGGGGCCCUAACUGGAAAACGUGUAGUGGAUGUCGCCUGUGGCUCCUUUCACACAGUAGCCCUUACCGACAGUGGCGCCGUCUACUGCUGGGGUGACAAUGCCAGUGGACAGUGCGGGGCAAAGGAAAGUAUAGACUGCAUCACAUCACCUUAUCGUGUGGUGAAUCUUGAGUUUGUGGCUGGCGGUGUGGCCAAGGCCAUCUCCUGUGGUCGACAGCACACCGUUGUGGUGAUGCAGGGUCCACAGUCGUGGUGCCGACGCCCGUGCUGCAGUUUAGACCACAGUGGACGUCCAAGAGCCCCACACGGACAAGUCUUUACAUUUGGUGAGACUGCACGUAUGGGCUGCAGCACAGCAACUGGAAAUAAUGGCAACACCAACAAUAACAACAACAAUGGGGGCGGUGGUAGUGGUGGUGGUAUGGGUGGGAGUCUUCACAGUGAUAUGAUGAAGUCCCAUGAUGGCAGAGUAGGUGAUCAGUUUCGCAUUGUACCAUUGUUGAGUAAUUUAAAUGUGACGAAUGUUAAGAGUGGACUGCAUCACACAUUUGUAUUUGCAGAGGAAUUGAUUCACCCUCCACAGACGAGAGCGGAAAUGGGAGACUUUAGUGAUACUGCUGAUGCUGAAAUGUUAGAUGAUACACACACACAGACCGGUAAAACAUCAGUAGAGUGGAUCAAUGGUAGUGGAUCGGUCCAAACAGUAGGCGGUGCGGUACCAGCAGGAGGGCGCAAAGUUCGUAGAGGUAACGAGUUUUAA